AAAGCCCAACAUGCGUGAACACGUAAAACUUUUCUGCUACAAUCACCUGUACUCACCCUCACCGCCUUAACAUACACUCCAUUUUUCAAUUGGUUAUCUGCUACCAAAAUCUUUGUUAUAACCAAUAAAAAUUCGACACGUCGUACAAACCUUAAAGUACAAUUCUGCUUUUUCAGUCUAUAUAACACUAAUAAUAAUUUUCUUUUUCUCUUUCUCUAGUUUCUUCUUUGGCUUCUCCGAGACUUUCUCCUGUUCGCUUCUAGGGAGCUGAAAAUUUUCUAAAGGUCGGAUUGUGUUGUGUCUUCAGCGAACAGGAAAAUUCAAUAUGGAGCAAAAUGAUACAGGCUGCCAAGCUCCUCAAGCUCCUCAAGCUCCUGUCCUUUGUGUCAACAAUUGUGGGUUUUUUGGAACUGCAGCUACAAUGAACUUGUGCUCAAAGUGCUACAAGGAUAUGAUGUUUAAGCAAGAACAAGCUAACUUUGCCGCUUCAUCUAUUGAAAGCUUUGUGAAUGGAAGUUCAAGCACUAGUGUGAAAGCCAUUGAUGUUGCUGCAACCGUGCAGAAAGGUCCUGCAGAGUCCCUGGUUGUACCCACACAAGUUGCAUGUCCACCCGAGAGCAAAGAAGUUGAGAAGGCUAAGCAGGGACCAAAAAGGUGCAGCACCUGCAGGAAACGAGUUGGUUUGACCGGCUUCAAUUGCCGAUGUGGGAAUCUUUUCUGCUCAGCCCAUCGUUACUCGGACAAGCAUGAGUGUCCAUAUGAUUAUCGCAAGGCUGGUCAAGAUGCUAUUGCAAAAGCCAACCCAGUUGUUAAGGCUGAAAAGCUUGACAAAAUAUGAUGGAAUGUUCGAGUUAUGAGCUGUAGUAUUAUUGAAGUCGUCUUCUAUCUUCUGGUGACAACGGUUGUUAGGUGCCCUAGGACUACGAGGGGGUCUGAGAAAGAAGCAUAAGGCAUCUUUUGCAACUUGAGGGGUAGUAAUGUUGGUAUUGAGAGUAUGGAAUGUUGUGGUUUCCAUCUUUAGUGCUUGUUUUGUGCUUGUGAUGGACAUUCUUUUUCGUUUUUCAUGUAGUAAUUCCAAUUUUAGUAACUUAAAAGUUGGUGUUCCUCAAGUAUAAAAGCAAUGUUUCUUGCUAUUAAA
Molecule: messenger RNA, 1138 nt
Organism: Capsicum annuum
Lineage: Eukaryota; Viridiplantae; Streptophyta; Magnoliopsida; Solanales; Solanaceae
Product: zinc finger A20 and AN1 domain-containing stress-associated protein 8
Exons: 3
Coding region: 326-838 (170 amino acids)
Molecular function (GO): zinc ion binding; DNA binding
Source: RefSeq, a predicted model, not a curated record